AUGUUCUUCUUUUCUUUAUAUUUAUUUCUUUUAUUCAAUUAUAUUCAAUUAAUAUUAUGUCCUGCAUCAUUAUUCAUAUCAAUUAAUAGAUCAGUUUUAUUCUUUUUAUUUAUUACAUAUUUUUUCAAGAUAUUAUCAAGGAAUAAAUAUAAUCAUUAUCAACAAAAUAAUAGCCAUAAUCACUUUAAUAAUAAUUAUCAUAUUUAUAAAUACCAUAGUACAUUCUCAAUUAAUCACAAUUAUAACAAAAAGAAAAGUAAUUAUUAUGACCACAAAUACCAUAAUUUAGGUAAAAUAUUUAAUCAAUAUUAUUAG
This is a messenger RNA of Entamoeba dispar SAW760, 315 nucleotides long. RefSeq lists its product as uncharacterized. Bases 1 to 315 code for a protein of 104 amino acids. The transcript has 2 exons. The record is from RefSeq and is a predicted model, not a curated record. Lineage: Eukaryota; Evosea; Mastigamoebida; Endamoebidae.